AUUAUGAAGCUGCAGGCCCAAUUAUUGGAACAACACAAAAUAUUAGAUAACAGCAAAGCUAAGGAUGCUCAAAUUUUGAGUCUACAAGCUCAGCUAGGGGAAAAGAACAAAUUGGAACAGAACAGUUUCCAAACAGUGAAGGAGGUUUUUCCAAACUCAUCCCUAACUGAACAUGAGGAUGAAUUGGCAUUAGGCGAACACAGUCAGUUAUUCAGUCUACCACCUGACAGUGUGUUAAAGUUAAAUUCUGUUAGUGCUGCACUAAAAGAAUUGUUAGUAAUAAGUCCAUGCAGCGAAGGAAGUGAACAAUUGUGGGACCGUAUUUGGGCUGAAAAUGGGUGUGGUACGGAAACCCAGAAAUAGCACGAGU
Molecule: messenger RNA, 370 nt
Organism: Daphnia carinata
Lineage: Eukaryota; Metazoa; Arthropoda; Branchiopoda; Diplostraca; Daphniidae
Exons: 3
Coding region: 4-363 (119 amino acids)
Source: RefSeq, a predicted model, not a curated record